GUGCUGGUACACUACCUGUCACCUUCCGUUGUCUGGAAGAGAAUUUGGGUAUUGACAAAAGAGUCACUCGUUUUGUGCUCCCAGUCGGUGCCACCAUCAACAUGGAUGGAACUGCUCUGUAUGAGGCUGUGGCUGCCAUUUUCAUUGCCCAGAUGAACGGUGUCAACCUUGACCCUGGUCAGAUUAUCACUGUCAGUCUGACAGCCACCUUGGCCAGUGUCGGGGCCGCCAGUAUUCCCAGUGCUGGCCUGGUGACUAUGUUGCUGAUCCUAACUGCUGUAGGCCUGCCAACCCAAGAUAUCAGUCUCCUGGUUGCUGUCGACUGGCUGCUUGAUCGAUUCAGGACCUCAGUGAACGUGGUGGGUGACUCCUACGGUGCAGGCAUCGUGUACCACAUGUCGAAGGCAGAGCUGGAUGAGCUGGAUGCGCACACGGCAAAGUCGGAUGACAUUGAAAUGAUGACAAAGACCCAGUCUUAUUACGAUGACAUGAAGAACCACCACGAAAAUAAUUCCAACCAGUGCGUCUUAACCGCUACCGAUACCACAACUGCUAGCGCCACUGCUAACAAUUCUGUUGUAGUAGAUGAAUGCAAGGUACAUUUAAUGCUUACAAACAUAGAGACCUGUAUAUAACCCUCUCUCGUGUUGCAUGCU
Molecule: messenger RNA, 656 nt
Organism: Neolamprologus brichardi
Lineage: Eukaryota; Metazoa; Chordata; Actinopteri; Cichliformes; Cichlidae
Source: RefSeq, a predicted model, not a curated record